AUGGAGACGCACUUGUCUCAGCAACCAGAUCAGCCAAGCUCAUCGCAGCGACAAUACACGACUGUUGGUUCGGUCUGGAACCCACAAUCAAUGCCGCUACAGCCUCCCGCACGUCGCGGUCGAGCUCUUCGAUCCGCUAUGCCUAUGUCUCUGCUCGAACCUUACCCGGAAGACCCCUUCAUUACCUCGGGUGCUGCACAGUCGUAUUCUCUCUCGCAAUAUUAUACACCUUUGCAGCAGAAUUUCGAUCGCGCUGUCAGUCCCGUCCAGACUAAUCGUAUACUAACUCACGAUAUACCUGUGCAUCCUCUUCUCAAGCGACUCUCCGAGUUCAAGGGGCAGGAUUCCUCUACUCCUUCCGUCGACAUGUCUCAGAAGAUUGUCCCAGCUAUUCCACUCCUAUCUGGCACUGCUGCUGCUACCCCCCACAAACAGGGCGAAGCAAACAACCACCAUGGCAAUGAGGGCAAUAAUUACGAGCACGAAGACGUAGAGAAAGAAGAGGACAUGAAUGUAACCCUCAAUAAUAUGUCAACUAAGACACUCACUAACUUGGCAUCCUACCCCAACCCCAUGCAAAAGGCUGCACAGAAAGUUCUCACCAAAGCUAGGCAGGCUCCUCCAGUAUCACAUCAUCAAGUCUCGGAUUCCAUCUCGCAGAACGGCGGGGUUUUGGGUUUUCCACCCGGUUUUGCCCCUAGGAGUAUCCGAUCUGAUGUCCGAUCUGACCCAGUCGACGUCGAUAUUCUCCUUCAGUCCGAUAGAUUCGACGGACGUAACCAUAAUCAACAUCCCGUUCCUCUUCGUCUGAGCAUUACUACAACUACCCGAGACCAUGUUCCUUACCCGGCCGUCUUAUCCAAGGGACCAGGCGCUCCGCAGCCCCUGACUGCGGGCCCUCCUGGACAACGUCACUUCCAGCCCUCGGCCUUCGACGGAGCCCCAAGUUCGCUGCGGAAAGGGUUUGAGAAGCCUCAUGAAUUCGACCCUUUCGGUGACGGUCUUCCUCACCAUCAGCCUUUCUCAUCCUUUCAGUCCCAGCAACCUAUGCAGUCUACACCUCGACAGCCCACCCCUUCAUACAAGAGUGAGAAUUUCUCCUCUAUUCACCCUCCUGCACUAUUUAUGAGCAAAGAGAGCAACACUGGCGCUAGUAUAGUUGACACGCUCACCUAUGAGAAAGCCAAGACGUUCUUCCCGAAGGGGUUCCCCCCAGACUUUAACUUUCACACCCAGCCAGUGGCCGAUGAUUGGGCAGAAAAGCAUAUUAAGGAGGAAGAAGAUAAGAAGAAGCGUGAAAAGAACAAACUAUUAUGGCAGCAGACACCCGAGUUCCAAGUAGCCUACAAAGAUAAGAUCGAUCGAGACUUCUACAAUGGGAACUACAUGAUCAACAAGAACUUGAGAGUAGCGAUCCAUGAGAAGUACACCCGUGAUAUAACACGUUCCCUCGGUUCUAAGUCUCAGGAAUCCCAAGAUGUCCCGAAGCUUAAGUUUGAGGACAAUGCGGAGGGCCGUAAUAUCUCGGUUGAGGAUGCCAACUCUAUCCCCACGCAUGAGCACGCUGAGCCGCUCCUCAGCGUGUUGUACCAGUCUCUUGAGAGAAACCAGGAACUCCUCUCACAGCAGAAACUCCCAAACAAUAGUGGACUGCGCUAG
This is a messenger RNA of Daldinia vernicosa, 1659 nucleotides long. RefSeq lists its product as uncharacterized. The record is from RefSeq and is a predicted model, not a curated record. NCBI's taxonomy places the organism in Eukaryota, Fungi, Ascomycota, Sordariomycetes, Xylariales, Hypoxylaceae. Bases 1 to 1659 code for a protein of 552 amino acids. The transcript has a single exon.